This is a messenger RNA of Moneuplotes crassus, 627 nucleotides long. The record is from the annotation of a GenBank genome assembly. NCBI's taxonomy places the organism in Eukaryota, Ciliophora, Spirotrichea, Euplotida, Euplotidae.
AUGAGGAAGAAAAAAUUCCUGUUGGCCAACCAAUCAGCACUACCGAAAAAGAAGCUGAUCCUUUUGUUGAGCUUGAUUAUAGACCCAGAAAGACCUUCCCAAAUGGCUUCUAUGAAGGACAGUGGAACAAAUAAGACUGAUCAAUUUCAUGGGAAAGGAAAAUUCAAGUUCAACUGUGGAGAUUGCUAUGAAGGUGACUGGGUUGAUGGAAUCAUGGAAGGCAAAGGAACUUAUAUUUAUGCUGAUGGAGCUCAGUACGAGGGAGAAUGGCUAAAUGGUCUAAAGCAUGGAAGUGGAAAAUAUACAUGGAAAGACGGAGGAACCUAUGAAGGAGACUGGAAAGUUGGUAAACAAAACGGAAAGGGAAAGCACAUGACCACCGAUGGCAAUGUCUAUGAAGGAUACUUCGAAGACAAUCUGAAGAACGGCUUAGGAACUUUGACUUACGAAAAUGGAGAUGAGUACAAAGGACUCUGGGUAAAAGGAGAGAAGAAAGAAGGAGAUGGAACCUAUACGAAGAAAAAUGAAGAAGCCAUUGAUCAAGCCCCGAAUCAUGAUGAAUCGAACGAAGAGCAAGGUGAAUCGGACAAAGAGAAUAGCGACAGUGAAACCCAACCUCCUUCCUAG